Molecule: messenger RNA, 4163 nt
Organism: Homarus americanus (American lobster)
Lineage: Eukaryota; Metazoa; Arthropoda; Malacostraca; Decapoda; Nephropidae
Product: aminopeptidase N-like
Exons: 18
Coding region: 246-3335 (1029 amino acids)
Biological process (GO): peptide catabolic process; proteolysis
Cellular component (GO): cytoplasm
Molecular function (GO): zinc ion binding; metalloaminopeptidase activity; peptide binding
Source: RefSeq, a predicted model, not a curated record
UGUUUGUCAGUUAGUGUGGUGGCCGUCCCGGGUGAACAGGUGGGUGACGGCUCCUUCAAUCUUCCUCUUCCAACAACCAAGAAACAAUUCAGUGUUGUUUUCAUUCAGUCAAUUCACUAACAAAACCAAAACCAGUGAUAGAUAACGUGUGUGAGUGUUGCAUCUCUCUUCACCUCAUAAAGGGUUCAACAAAAAACUGAUUAACGACGAGACAACGUGGAGGUGAGGCAGGAUACGACCCCACCAUGACGAACUACAACCGGAAUUCGGACGUCGUGGCAAUGGACAUCAAUUCUCCAGCUCACAUGGUAUCGUUCGGCAAGAAGAGCGGCUGUUUCAUCAGUAAGACCGUCGGCUGGCUGCUGGCUAUCUUCUUCGUCAGCGCCCUCGUUGCUACAGGUCUUCUCGUCUACUUCUACGCCCCUCAUCACAGGAUCAUGGAAGCACCGGUGACGGAUACUGAGAGACUUGAGAUAUUCAGAAAUGCCCCCAACAUAGCCACAACGAAAACCCCAACAACCACAACCAUAAUCACCACAAAAGCUCCGACAACCACCACCACCACAAGCACCACCACUACCAGUAGGCCAACCACAACCACAGAGGCGCCUAAAGAAGAGAAGAUCAACGUGCGUCUCCCUAACACUCUGAAGCCCCUCCACUACCUGGUCAAACUUCAGCCACUCAUCAACGGCAACUUCAGCAUCCUCGGCUACGUGGAGGUGGAGAUGGAGGUGCUGGAACCAACCUCCAACGUCACCCUCCACAUGGCCGACAUCAUCACUAAGAAUGAGACAAUUAAGCUGAGAGACUUAAACAACUUAGAAGGUCCAGAGUUGGUGAUUAAAAAGCACGAAUAUGACCGUGAGCGAGAGUUCUACCUGGCACACCUGGAGGAGGAGCUGCAGCAGGGCCACAAGUACAUCCUCUCCAUGGAGUUCACGGGUCUCCUCAACGACAAGAUGGCCGGCUUCUACAGGUCUUCGUACAGAAACGCUGAAGGCAAUAAGACGUGGCUGGCAGCGACACAGUUCCAGCCGACCAGCGCACGGCGAGCCUUCCCAUGCUUCGACGAGCCUGGACUGAAGGCCACCUUCGAGGUGUACCUGGCCAGACAGGAGAACAUGACCAGCAUCUCCAACAUGCUCAUCAACGAAACUCUCCCUGUGGAAGGUCAGGAGGGGUGGGUGUGGGACCACUAUGACACCACUGUCCCCAUGUCCACCUACCUCGUCGCCUUCGUCGUGUCUGACUUUGCUUACAGAAACGCAACCGACAUCGACCAUGUUCUCUUCAGAGUGUGGGCUAGAGAGGCAGCCCUAGACCAGACGGAGUACUCGAGAAAGAUCGGUCCUGCCAUCCUCACACACUACGAGGACUACUUCAACCAGUCUUACCCACUACCCAAGCAGGACAUGAUCGCCAUCCCGGACUUCUCUGCUGGAGCCAUGGAGAAUUGGGGCCUCAUAACCUACAGGGAAACGGCCAUGCUCUACGACCCAGCAGUGUCCGCCCCAGUCAACCAGUACCGCGUGGCUCUGGUAGUGGCGCACGAGUUGGCCCACCAGUGGUUCGGCAACAUCGUUACGCCGACAUGGUGGACGGACUUGUGGCUGAAUGAAGGCUUUGCUUCCUUUGUCCAGUACAUCGGGAUGGACCACGUUGAGCCAUCAUGGAAGGUGCACGAGCAGUUUAUCCUUGACAAGGUCCAAAAUGUGUUCAGUGAGGAUAGUCUGGAGUCGUCUCACGAGAUCAGCAUCCCAGUCGGUCAUCCUAAUGAAAUCAGUCAGAUUUUCGACGGCAUCUCGUACAACAAAGGAUCGUCUAUCAUCCGGAUGAUGAACCACUUCCUGACGGAGGCCACCUUCAGGAAGGGCGUCAGUGAUUACCUCGACGCCUUUCAGUACGAUACCGCAGAGCAGGACGACCUGUGGCGGCACCUGACGACGGCGGCCCACCAGGACGACACGCUGCCUCAAGACCUCACUGUUAAGACCAUCAUGGACACUUGGACGCUGCAGAUGGGCUACCCCGUCAUCAAGGUGGAGAGGAGCCCAGACGGUACCACGGCUACUGUCUCUCAGGAACGCUUCCUGACAGUGAAGAAAAAUGACUCUGAGGACACACACGACUACAAGUGGUGGGUGCCGCUGACAUACACAGGGGGAGACGACCCCAAUUUCAACGAGACCCGGGCCAAGGUGUGGAUGAAGGACUCUGAGACACACAUCACCAUCCCGUCCCUGCCCACCAAGGACCAGUGGGUCAUCUUCAACCUGCAGGAGACGGGUUACUACAGAGUCAACUACGACCAAGACAACUGGAACCUGUUGAUCCAGCAGCUCCUCACCGACCACCGAGUCAUCAACACCAUCAACAGAGCUCAGAUCAUCGACGACGCCAUGGACCUCGCUCGAGCAGGUCAAAUAAGCUAUGAUGUGGCCCUGGGACUGUACAGUUACCUGGGCAACGAGGUGGAGUAUGUACCCUGGAAGGCCGCUGUCAACAACCUUGCUUACCUACGGAACAUGUUCUAUCGUACUGGGAGUUAUGGCGCCCUCAAAAACUACCUCUUGGAUAUGGUGGUUCAGCUGUACGAUUCAGUUGGGUUCGACAACAGCCUAGACGACCUCCUGCUGGAGCAGUACAAGCGUAACACCGCCGUCGAUUGGGCGUGUAAGCUGGGCCACAAACCUUGCCUCGACAACGUCCUCAACCUCUACCGCCAGUGGAUGUUGAACCCACACAACGAGACCAUAAUCUCACCCAACCUCAAGUCUGUGGUGUACUGCCGGGCGAUGGCAGCUGGAGGAGAAGAGGAGUGGGAGUUCGCCUGGGAUCGUUACCUGAAGAGCAACGUUGGCUCAGAGAAGUCCCGCCUCCUGAGAGCUAUGGGAUGUACCAAUAAACUGUGGCUCCUCUCAAGGUUCUUAGAGAUAGCCUUCAAUACCGAGAGUGGCAUCAGGAAACAGGACUCUCAGUUGGUGUUUAGUUCAGUGGCUUUCAACCCCAUAGGUCGUCCCCUGGCUUUGACUUACCUCAAUAACCACUGGAAGAAGAUUUAUGACUACUUCGGAGGGAAAGCCAAGUCGCACCUGAUUAACUCUGCAAUGUCUAACUUCAACACCGAGCAACAACUUAAAGAGGUGAUGGAUUUCGAGAAGAAACACAGAGACGACCUCGAUGCUGCCUCAAGGAAAGUGCAACAAAUAAUUGAGAGGACGAAGAAUAACAUGGCCUGGAUGGACGCCAAUUAUCAAACUAUUGUCAACUGGCUGGAGCAGAAGGGUUAUAGCUCCAAGCUCAGGAGUGUUUGGGUGGAACCACAACCAUAAAUGAACCAAGAACUCUGCCACCUCAAUAACAAGACACAUCACACUCUCAAGAAGAUUGAAAUUUAAGAAAUGAGGGUUUUAUGGGUGUUGUGAUGCCAGCAAAGACUGGCUCACUAAUAAGAUAUUCUUCUAUUUUUUCCCUCCAUGUCCAAAUUUUCUUGACAUGGGAGAUGAUCAUGUUAGUCCUGAGUCAAGGCAAUCAGGAGAUGGUGGCUUUAGUAUUCUGCAUUCCACUUUUAUCUUCUGUUUCCAUUGUGAGAAUUACAAAAUCUCUCUUUAUCGGCUCAUACAACUGUUUUUUUCGUAUCAUCUCAGCUUUUUACACUUGAUUCUUAAACACUCUAACCUUAAUUAUACCUUAGCUUAUUUCACCUGAUUCUGAACCACCCUAAUCUAACCUACCCUAAUCCUCCCCAGUCUUUAAUCAUCAAGUAAAAUAAGCCAAGGUGGGAUAAUUUUCAGCUAAUAUAUUAUCUUUUCCCUUAAUAUUUUAUACAUAUAUUUCUAUCUUAGGUACUAUAUUCCUCCUUAUUUAAUUACCUGAUCUUCUCCAGGUAAUUCAGGUUAGAUAAUAAUAAAGACGACAUUUUUGCUAAUGUAUUAAUCGUGUAUCCAUAUUAAAUUGCUUAUUAUAUAACACACGGAGAGAAGGAACAUUACAGUAGUGUUCAGUAUUUUUAUUUUAUUUUUUUGUAUAAGAGAAGGUAUCUCCUUUCUUGUUGUAAUAAAUUAGUGCAAAAAAUCUCUCUCUCUGGGUCGGUUGUACGUCGAGACGAUACAACCCAAACUGUAAAUAUAUUGUUGAUAUUAUAUAUUCCUGAUAUUUUA